AAGCAAAAUCCAUCCUUGAGGCCACGUCAUCAAAUCCCUUCCAUUGAAAUCUCCGCCCUAACCCAUCAUAUAUAUCGCCCUCACAGACCCAAAUGCCCCACUCCCAAAACCCCCAAAGGAGAAAACAAUGAACGGAAACGCUCACCACCACCAUCCAUCCACCCUCAGGAGCAACUCCAAAACCAGAGAAAGCAAGCCCAAGGGAGAUAAAGAAGAAGAAAGAGAGCAUGCCUGCCUUCUCACUACAGACGCUAGAAAGAUGGCAGUGUUCGGCAAGGCCUCUUUCAUGACCUGGUCGGUAGAAGACAUUGUAGAUGUCCCGCGGUACCACCCCAUUCCGUGCACCUUCGCCAUCUCUCUCCUGUUUUUCAUGGCCGUCGAGUACACUCUCCGCAUGGUCCCUCCUUCCUCCCCUCCCUUCGAUAUUGGGUUCGUGCUCACGCAUCCUCUCCACCGCCUGCUUGCUCUCCGGCCCGCUCUCAACACUGCCUUAGCAGGCCUAAAUACGGUGUUUGUGGGCAUGCAAACGACUUAUAUACUAUGGACGUGGUUAGUGGAAGGUAGACCGCGGGCUACCAUAUCCGCUCUGUUCAUGUUCACCUGCAGAGGAAUAUUGGGUUAUUCCACCCAACUCCCAUUGCCACAGGGGUUCUUGGGAUCGGGCGUGGAUUUUCCGGUGGGGAAUGUGUCGUUCUUCCUGUUCUUCUCCGGGCAUGUAGCGGGGUCGGUGAUUGCGUCGAUGGACAUGAGACGUAUGCAACGGCACGGACUGGCGUUGACGUUCGACGUACUGAACGUGCUACAGGGGCUGAGGCUGCUAGCAACGAGAGGCCAUUACACCAUCGAUCUAGCAGUUGGGGUGGGUGCAGGCCUGCUGUUCGAUUCUCUAGCCGGGAAGUACGAAGACACCAAGAGAAAAUCUCUUCAACACCAUUUUCAUAACAAACACAUCUCCACAGAUUCAAUCACAGCCGUACAAAACAGACAAUGAGCAAUCUCGUUCUCAAUCUCAAUACCAGACUUUCGCCUAAAAACGCGUUUCCGAGAUUGGACUGGCAAAAGGCAAUGACUUGGGAGUCAAAGGAGAAGAAAUUGCCGUCUUUUCUGUUUUGAUGCGUCGUGAUUCAGCGAGGGUUGGCACACGUGUCAGAAAUCUGGGCAAUUCAUCAGUGAGGGUGCACUGUAAAGUGACAUCAGGGUAAUACGAGCCACAUGUUCGUUGAAUUUGGACGGUUUGAGUUUUGUUCUUUUCCUUUUGUAAUCGUUCAUCGACAUUAUUUUUUGUUAUUAGCGAAUGGCCGGGAUCUCCGGCA
This is a messenger RNA of Magnolia sinica, 1313 nucleotides long. Its product is annotated as phosphatidylcholine:diacylglycerol cholinephosphotransferase 1-like. Gene Ontology annotation, molecular function: diacylglycerol cholinephosphotransferase activity. Lineage: Eukaryota; Viridiplantae; Streptophyta; Magnoliopsida; Magnoliales; Magnoliaceae. The record is from RefSeq and is a predicted model, not a curated record. The transcript is spliced from 3 exons. The coding region runs from base 128 to 991 and encodes 287 amino acids.